Neurospora crassa OR74A is the source of this 3073-nucleotide messenger RNA. RefSeq lists its product as hypothetical. The coding region runs from base 1081 to 2808 and encodes 575 amino acids. Lineage: Eukaryota; Fungi; Ascomycota; Sordariomycetes; Sordariales; Sordariaceae. The record is from RefSeq and is a predicted model, not a curated record. The transcript has 2 exons.
UUGUGUCAACCAUCAGGCAUGUCGACUUCAACUUUGUUUUUUCCGAUGUCCUGUCGCUAGGGCUUCAAGCCACUCCCGGCGGCCUCGUCUCAAUCCGUGAUAAUCGGCGCGCCCAUCUCUGAGAGGGAUGCCUGUCUCGGAGCGAUCUAUGCGCCUGGAUCUGGGGACGUUCGAAUCAAUGCGAUUGGGCAAAUUUCGCGGUCGAUUUUGUGGGAGGCGGGGUUAGAUCGAGCAACCACCAUCCUGUGUCACGGUCUAGAUGAGAGGAGGUACUUACCAUGGAGUUGACAGUGUGGGAUGUGGAUGGAUUGGUGGCGGUUGAGACGCUCACUCUUGACUGCAUUCAUGAGGAGAAGGAGCAAACUGACGAAAUGUCAAAUUGGGCAGGGAAUGAGGGGAAGAGUCCAUCGGGCCAUGUCGGGUUCUACCUGACGAGAGCCGACCAAGAAGACAAGGUCAGCAGAGGCUGUUUCUUCAAACGAAAGCGGAAAACAUGCGUUCAGAGUUCAGUUUCAGAGUGCAAGGAUGGUGACCACGAAUCGAAAAAUGCCGUCUGGUCAAGCAGUGUCCAGUUGACCGCAUGUCACAGUCGACAUCGUCGUUCGGCCUUCGGCAGCGGUUGGUUGCUUCCGCCGCAGCACCAAACACUCGCCCAGCAUGGAUGGACCAGACCAGGUCAAACGCCGACGCUAGGACCUGGCACUAGACAUGAGGCAUGUCUUGUCAUCUUCAACGUUUGGUGCCUUCUCACAGCCGGCAUCAUGGACUUGCCAGCAGCCUUAGGUGACGGAUCUACGCGCGAGGCCCUCAGUUUGCGCUUCCGAGGCGGAAAUCCUGCCCAUUUCUCCUCCCGAAUGGUCGACAUUACGGAUUCUUGCCGUGUGAUGAAAGACACAAUAGCGUUGUGAGCUUAGCAAAGGCAGGCAAACAAUGCCUUGCUUUGUUGGCGGAGUGCUCUGGUAGACUAGGAUCGUGAGAGCACAACUUCCAUGAUAUCACACCCAUCACUAUUUCUUCACACGCCCAUCCGCGCUCUGCAUUCUGCUUGUCAUUACUACCUAACGUACCCACGUUCAACAUAUGAUGUCUUCAGAUCAAACAGACCACGCAAAGGUGGUCUCUCAGCUCUUUCACGAUAUCACUGCACACACAUCCUACGAGAAGCUCAAGGGCAUUUUUGACCAAAAUGCCGAGCUCCGCGACAAAGUCAAAAAGCUCACAACGACUCUGGAGGUGAACCUCGAGAGCCUGCACAACGCCAAAGCGAAACUGGACAAGUCAUGCCAAGAGUUGCAAAAGAAAGACGAGCAAGUCCAGUCUCUUCAGAAGGAGGCCGACCACCUUGGUUCAAUACUCACGGCCAAGACACAUGAACUCAAAGAAGGGGCCCAAAACAUAACCAGGACUGAAGACGCAUUGAAAAGGGCGGAACUCGAAAUCGAGGACCUCAGAAAAAGUCUCGAGGAGGAGCGCAAAAAGACCCAAGACAGGGAAGCCAUUGAGCAAGAAUUGGGGUUGACUAGACGCGAAUUGGAUCAUUACAUGCAAGUGCUCAAGAAAUUGGAAAAUUUCUCGGUGCCAUUGAAACCUGCAUGUACAAGAAUGGAAGAAAUAACCGCUCGCUUCACCAAGAUUUUCGACCUCGCUUGCGAUCUAGCCAAGGAAUUCUUUGGGACAGACCUUCCCGAGUCUUCCCUAGCCAACGCUACCCUGUGGGAUCAAUUAAAGAAGCACAACAUUGUUCACCAAGCUCGGAUUCCACUGCCCUUAUCCAACACUGCCGCCGCCAAGCAAAUGCGCGGCGUCGCUGCUCUCGCUGUCCUUUAUGCAGAGCUACAGAAGCAUGUCUUUCAGCCAACGUAUUUGUUUGAGGACCCCCGUGCCAACGACGAGUUUAGCAGGUUACUCAACACCAUGGAUCCCGCUAAAGAGGCCUAUCUGCGCUCCGUGCUCCUCGGCUCCAUCGAUAAGGACGUCUGGAAGAGAAAGGUCAAGGCCAAGAUAGAGACAGUGAAAGCCAGUGUGGAUGACUGCCUCGGGCCGUUGUUGUCACAGUCAGAACGAACUCGUUUCAAGGACCAUCUGGACCGCUUCUGCAAGAGGGCUUGUCAUCAUUGGCAUUACUUGCAGAAGCUGGAGGACAGGGUACAUUACUCGACUAAAGAUUGGGUAGUAGCGGGCUCCGAAGCCUAUUGGCUGCUUCCGUUGUCAACCAUGGUCGUGGUGAGCGAGGAGCUGCCCGAUGAGACGUAUCCGGGUGAAUAUCCUGACAGCCCCAGACAAAACUAUUCGCUUAUGGGAAACGGGCAGUCAUCCCCCGUCAUGUCUUGCUCAAACGUCACCUUAACACGAGACAUAGAUAAGUUAUCAACGUCACCAUCACCGUCCAGGUCGAGAAGCAGAACUUUCGACAAAACAUCUAGCGCGGCCGCCGCCCUGACCACCGCAGCUGGGCCCAGUGAACUCUUGGCCGUUGUCUGUCCAGCCUUUUACAUUGACUCCUGCAUGGUAGAAGAAGAUCCUUCCAUGAUUUCACCGGGCUAUGGAGUCUGUGACAGUCAGCUCAAGACAGCCAGGGAAGAAGAGGCCCAUUCGACUGGCACACAUCACGCGGCCAGGCAGAGUCGAAGAUGCCGGGACAUGUCGUCAGCUGCCAAGAACCGGAGCCUGGGGAUCACAGGAUAUGGAGUUGGUGAUGGUGAGGACGAACAAGACAGAGAGUUUGAGCAUGGUUGCGAGUCUACGCUCUCGUCUUUCUUAAAUGCAGGCCAGUCGGAGCUGAGCAAUGGGUCAAGGGGAGGUUGGUGAGGAGAAAGUGAAGAAAUGGACAAGGCGGCGGAGUGACUGAAAUUGGAAAGAUUCUGGAGUGAAGAAAGAACUUUGAACAAGGACAAAGACAGCGAGCUGAGCCCAAUCUGACCUCCAUGUUGACGUUUACAUAUCUGUUUGUACAACUGGCGCUCAACUACUGCAGGAACAUGCAUGUUGCAGGUCCAAUGCUGUGGCACUGGGUCACUCACGAUCUUUCGUCCGCACGCAGAACACCAACCAAUUUACCAAUAAUGGCUGCCAA